This is a messenger RNA of Hypomesus transpacificus, 3319 nucleotides long. It is a transcript of the gene irf7, whose product is annotated as interferon regulatory factor 7. Gene Ontology annotation, cellular component: nucleus. The record is from RefSeq and is a predicted model, not a curated record. Gene Ontology annotation, biological process: immune system process; regulation of transcription by RNA polymerase II. The transcript has 10 exons. NCBI's taxonomy places the organism in Eukaryota, Metazoa, Chordata, Actinopteri, Osmeriformes, Osmeridae. Gene Ontology annotation, molecular function: DNA-binding transcription factor activity, RNA polymerase II-specific; RNA polymerase II cis-regulatory region sequence-specific DNA binding; protein binding. Bases 87 to 1418 code for a protein of 443 amino acids.
UUAUAAACUACUUUUUAGCUGCACCUCCCUCGAAAAAAAUUGGAUCAGUAGCCUACACUAUUACGAUCAACGCAACUGCAGUGAAGAUGCAAAGUUACAGUUCCACCGGCAAACCGCAGUUCGCUGCCUGGCUGCUUGAACAGGUGGAUUCUGGACUGUAUGCAGGUCUUCGUUAUGUGGACAACCAAUCAAAGUUCCGAGUCCCAUGGAAACAUAAUUCCAGGAAAGACUGCUCUGAGGAGGAUAUACAAAUAUUUAGGGGCUGGGCUGUGGCCAGUGGUAAAAUCAUUACUAAUCCCAACAACAAGGCUAAGUGGAAGACCAAUUUCCGCUCUGCCCUGAAUAACCUCAACAAGCGCUUCAAGAUGGUGGCGGACAACUCCAAGGAUCCAGAUGACCCGCACAAAGUCUACCAAAUCAUCAACACUGAGUAUAAUUAUGAGACUCAGCCCACAGAGGAAGACUAUGACAUGGUUCCAAACAUCUACACCUCUCUGACACCCACAGACUACCCGCCCACUUAUCCAGAGAAUUUUGACUUGCUCAACGACAUGAUAACUCUGAACCUCAAUGGUCAACACCCAGAGGAGCAGCCAUGGGUGGAGCCCUACCCAGAGGUUCCAGUCUGCUACCAGCCCAUCCAGGCCCUGCCUGCGGAGCCCCUACCAGUCCCUCCCAACCCCCAGGCCCUGGCUCUAGAGCAGCAGCCUUACAACCCAGUGAAUCCAGGGGAGCUGCAGCCAUCCAACCAGCCAGCCAUACAUGACCUAGAGAUCAGCAUCCACUACAGGAGGAGGGAGAUGCUGAAGACCCAGGUGUCCUGCUCCCGUCUCCAGCUGCACUACCAGUGUGAGGACCCAAAGCUCCAGGCACACAUGCUCUGCUUCCCAGACACAGCCAGCCUGCUGGACCGAAAACAGGUGGACUAUACCAACCAUAUCCUCCACAGCAUCCAGAAGGGACUACUCCUGCAGGUUAACCACGAUGGUAUCUAUGGUUACAGACAGGACCAGUGUCGUGUGUUCGCAAGCACCGGUGACCCAAGAGAGGUUCACCCAGACCCCCACACGCUGCCCAAGAACCGCAUGGUGCUACUUCUGAGCUUUGAGAAGUACCUGGCUGACCUUAAAGCCUUCAAAGAAAACGGAGCCAGUUCCCCCGACUACACCAUCCAGAUGUGCUUCGGGGAGAAGUUCCCAGACGGAAAACCCCUGGAGAGGAAACUUGUCGUCGUCAAGGUGGUUCCUCUGAUCUGUCGCUACUUCCACGAGCUGGCCCAGCAGGAAGGUGCAUCUUCUAUCCAGAAUGACAGCGUUAGCCUGCAGAUCUCCUACAACAGUCUGUUUGAUUUCAUCAGUUCCGCUUUGGGCCUGCCGUAUGUUGCUGAAGGACCACAGUGUGGAGUGGAUGCAUUCUAGGACUGGGACCACAAACAAAACUGUCAGAAACCUUUUGUCCCAGAUGCUAGGCGAGUCUUUGUGCAAUGUUCUUACUAGAUGUUUAUCGCUCCAUAACUAUACUGGGCUGGCAUCAAUAGCCCAGUACAAUAACCUACACCACUCCUGAGAGCCCUGUUGUAAAUAAUUUUGUUUAUGUAAAUAUAUGCUGAUCUUUAAUUGAAUUAAUGCUACAUUAAGGUGAUAUCUGAGAUGAAAACCUGACAGAUGGUCACUGUCUGUUCUUCCACACCUUAAUUUUCAUGUUCUGAUAUGUUGCCAUUUGGUCCAAAUCUGCAUUGAGUGCUUAAGUCUCAUUUAUUGGCAUUUUCUCUUCUACUGAAGACGUUUCCUGUCUCUGUCCCUAUGGGGCACUGUAAAUCUUGUUUUCACUAUGUUUACCAAAUAUUAUAAUUGGUGAACUGAUCCAACACUAGCUAGCACAAUGUUUACUAUCCACAAUAAGUCUCCCUUUAUUUGGAUUGGAACAUCUUGUCUUUAUUACUGACCUAUCCCUGAAAUCAUGUCAUGCAAAUGAUUUGUUUAUUUGGGUCUACAAUAAAAUCAAGGCUUGGUCAAAGUGCCAGUACAACUGUAAUCUUGUUGACACAUGACUAUGCUAUUAUUGGUGAUUCACAGCAGAAAAACACAAACAAUAGAUAUAUUCCUUGGAAGACUUUCUGAAUGUAGAAAGGUGGUACCAGAUGAGAAAGCAAAAAAUGUUUUCUUUGUUUAUUACAAUAAUAACAUAAGUAUUUACAAUCAGAUCAUCCAGUUGGCUCAGGGUAGAUGUAGAGAAGGCAGCACGGGCAAGCUGCCCUGUUGAAGUAGAGCAGCCCUACAUUGCUUUAUAUCCAAAAGAACACCCUCUCCAUCAUUUGAAACUGCACACAUUUCAUGCUAACUACCCCAACAAACUAUAUGUUGGUACCCACAAGAAAUGACAUUUUCUUGGAUGUGCCAUUUCUGGUGUAGUCUGUAUUUUACUGGAAAAUACUGGGUUAAUCAACAGAGCAUUGCACGUACACCGUUGCUCACCAAUAUUACAAAGGUCCUUUUAAACAUUAAACACAAAAUUAAUUAGGAUCAAUAUAAUCUGAAAUUGUAUUUCCCUCUAUUCUGCGCACCUACUACUACGUGACGGAAGAGAAAAGUGAACAAGCGAGAUUCUUCUGAAUUCAAGCACCUGUUACAGUAUAUCACCUCCCACACACAGCUGAAGGGCAGGCCAAGGCAAGUCAACAUGCCACACACUUUCCUGCUGCGGUGCAACACAAACAACAUUGCCAAGGCAAUCAGAUGUAGUUCCAUAGAGGAAUCCUACAGUGGAGAAAAGUCAUAAUAAUGAGGACACGUGCACUCAGUACAAAACCUCACCUGUGUCUGAAUUUGCUUAUUAUCUAAAAUAGAUCACAGUGGAAAUGAACAUGACCAUGAGAGUUAUUGCAUCUGAACAAAGAUGUAACUAAGUGUUUCCCUGUUUAAAAGUGAGCACCAACUUAAACAACUGGGAGGUUUCAUUACCCAUGAUCACCAAUCUUUAGGCUGCAACUUGAGUGACAACUUAAACGGACGGAUCCAACUCAACCUUACAAAAUCCUGAUACAUAAACCUGAAACCAGCUUUCUGAUCUAGGCAAGAAAGGACAGCCAGAUAGCUGGUGCAGUUUGCAGCAUUCUCUCAAACAAGCGCCACUAUCAGAUGAACAGUGUUUUGACAGAGCCUGACGAUCAAAGCUGCCGGACAUUCUCUGGAUGACAGCAGACUGAUCGGUGGAUAGGAGCUAUGGUGUUUCAUGAUUCUAGAGGAAGUUAUACAGAAGUACCCAGAGUACCACAGAGCCCUACAUAAAACUGAUUUCAGAAUAAAACUAUAUAUUAAAA